Molecule: messenger RNA, 7304 nt
Organism: Electrophorus electricus (electric eel)
Lineage: Eukaryota; Metazoa; Chordata; Actinopteri; Gymnotiformes; Gymnotidae
Gene: ppp2r3a
Product: protein phosphatase 2, regulatory subunit B'', alpha
Biological process (GO): protein dephosphorylation
Cellular component (GO): protein phosphatase type 2A complex
Molecular function (GO): calcium ion binding; protein phosphatase regulator activity
Source: RefSeq, a predicted model, not a curated record
UCACUACGCAGAGUAGAGCGGCUCACUCCGCGGACGGGCGUUACGUUGCUGCAUCAGAAAACACCGCGACUCGGGGAUUGGCAUGCUGUUGACAGAUCAGAAAUGAAAGUAGCGCUCAGGAUAUUCGUCUGCUUCAAAUAAGCAACGGCAACUCGGACACCAAACUGAACCUGGAACACGAAGGGGGGGAAGACCUUGAACCAGAUGCAGCUUUCCACAUCAGCAUCAGUCUCACCAAUCUACUAGUGGAGUACCUCUAAGAAAGUGAUCUCACUGGACUCAGAGAACAUUUGCGAGAGAGAACAUCUGACUUGAGAGAGAGAGAGACAGAGGGAAACAGAGGGUGGACAAACGAUUGGGACAAACGCACAUCUGCAAAGCGAAUUGAGGCAGAACGAUCACCAGGCGGCCUGACAUUUUACGGGGUUGGGGAAGAGGCCAGCGGACACCUCCAUGCCAGCAGGACAUCUCUGUGUACAGGGGAGAUGACGUGGACCACUGUUGGCUGGCCUAUCAUUAGGCCACAGAGCCGUGUUCUGAGGAACGGAUAGCCUCAUCGCUAUGGCUAGCUCUGCAAUUACCUCAUUAAGUACGGGGCAGCCAUAAAAGACGGCCAUGGAAAUCUUUUUUCUUAUGUCUGAAAUCAGCAGGAGCAGCAGUAUUUGAAGUAACCCCUUAUUACUCUGUGCCUCAGCAAGGAUUGUACCUAUGCUAGAUAUUGCUUUUGUUUUGGACCCAAAAAUGUUGAUCUUUUAAAUGCAGUUUUUUUCAUUCAUUGUCACUGUAAUUGUUUUUAAGUGGAAUAUUUGUUAUAUGAAAAGACGUGAACAUUUGAGAGAACAUGGCAGCGACCUACCGCAUUGUGGUCAGCAGCAUAAACUGUUACAACAGUGUGGUGAUUGACAGGCGCACACAGCACGCGGUGCAUUACUGUAAUGGGCCAUGCGGUGCGCUCAGACACGGACUCAGCUGCACAGUGGCUCACCGCAGUACCUGUGCAGAACUUCUGGAUCCUCCAGCAUCCUGGCCUUAUGCAGACAGGCCACUUAGCCUCCAUGAGCCUGCCACAAAAGCGCUGGAAAAUGGUACUGCUAGCCAUGGUGGAUUCUGUGAAGACUCCCACCAAGUCAUCCCAAGAGUCAAAAAAGGAUCUGCUAUCCAAAGCUCAACCAGCCUGAAGGACAUCACAGGCGAGGCCAUCAACCUAGCCAGUGGGAAAAUCAAGGAGUUUUCCUUUGAGAAGAUCAAGUACUCCUCCAGCCAUGUGACCUUCAGAAAGGGUCGAAAGGUCAGGCCUGACUCCUUCAGCCGGCGAUCCACUGACCUCGACAUAAUUUAUGGCAGCUUCACAGGCAACGAUGAGAACUGCCCACCGUUCGGCAUGCUGCAGAAGGCCACACCAGAGGAGCAGAAGCUCAGUCGCAGUGCAUCACUGGAGCAGAGUCUGAACAACACGGCCACAUUCUACCUGAACAGCCUCAGUGAGGAGAGCCUCAUCACCCGCAUACUGGAGAAGACCAAGGCUAACAGCGGCACAUCAGGGGAAGACAUCAAAGCCUGCCUAGACAUCCUGCUUAAGUGCUCCGAGGACCUGAAGAAGUGUACAGACAUUAUAAAGCAGUGCAUCAAGAGGAAAUCUAUGGGCAGUGAUGGGAGUGACUCAGGCAACCCUGAGGCCAUCUACAAGAACGUGAUGGCACGACUCUCCACCUACCUGAAGAGGCUCCCUCUGGAGCUGGAGCUGGGACAAACUGGGCGGCAGGAGCACAGCGAUCUGUCUGAGCUGCUUAACAGCCUCCAUGGUUUGCAGCAGAGCCCCUUCUCUCCUUUUGGCAGCGAACAGCCACCACGCUACGAGGAUGUUGUCCAUUCCCCUCCACACACUAUGUCGCAGUCUAAAUCCAAGCCCUGCUCUCCUCAGCCAGAGUCCCAGGACCUCUCUAGGGAUCUCACCAACAGCUUGAAACCCGUUCAGACCCUCACCACCUCCUUCCCAGCACUGAUGCCUGCGAAUGGCCUACAGCUUGGCCACCUGCUCUCUGCCUCCAGUGGCAGCCUGCCAUCCACCCUUCACCACUCUCUCUCCACAGGCCGUCAUGAUGCCUUCUCCUCCAGCAACUCACUCCUGUCCUGCAGCAGUGACAGCAUCUGCAAAGAUGCUAUGGAGGCCCUGUACAUUGAAGAAGAUGCAGAUGUGUGCCGGGUGCUGGACAGGGCGGUGAGAGGGGACGGGCAACAGGGUUUCGGGAUUACGGAGUCGAGGCAGCAUUCUGCACGUGCUGGGCUGCCCCCAGAUCCCAGUUCCAGCAGUCCAGAGAAAUUGCCUGAGUUUAGUAGAAAUGGAACUGCAUAUAAGCCGAAACCUGAGGCAGUUGUUGGCCAGCCAUACGCACCCCUGCAGAGCAUAGAGGCCAGGCUGUUCUCGAAACCAGCCCUACGCAACGGAAGGGAAGGCGAGGAUGAUAUUGACAAACUACUGAUGGACUUGGAGUGCCUCUCCCAGAAUAUGCAGAAGGAACCACUGCUACCACCUAAGAUAAAGAACUGCACCCAGCCAUCCAGCAUCUCCUGCCAAAACCCGCAUCUGAUCGGCAUCUCAGUGACUAAAGGUCCACCAGUGAUCAGUUGUUCCGGCCACCCCUCCACCAAGUCGACAGAUCGUGGGGCUGAGGAGGGGGGUACAGAGGACGAUGGGGCUUUAUUGCUGCGUAUUCUGGAGAGCAUCGAGAGCUUCGCCCAGGAGCUGGUGGAGAGUGGUGCCAGCACAGGUACCCAGACAAAGGAGCGCGAGGUAAUGCGUUUGCUCCAGGACAAUCUGGUCAGCACUAAGGCGGAAAUGGCUAUGGAGCCUGCUCCUGCAUCACCGUCUGAAACUGCCUCUGGGCCUACUAACACUCCCAUACCUACAUCCUCAACUUCAGCUGUGCCUGCACUGGCCACUGCCAUAGCUACAGGCUCCACAAUACUCAUCCAGCAGACACCCGAAAUCAUCCGGAUCCAACCAGAGAAGAAACCGGGAGCUCCUCCUCCAGCUAUAGCCCCUCUCCCUGAACCAGCUCCACCCUCUCCUCCCCCCCCACCUGCAAAAGUGGUAGAACCCCCCCCUCCUCCCUCCAUAAACAUUCCACGCUUCUACUUCCCCAGAGGCCUUCCAAACUGCACUGCCAACUAUGACGAGGCCCUUGCCAAAAUCGAAAGAGCUUUCACCGAGUUUGAGGAAGAGAAAGCUGACAUUUACGAGAUGGGGAAGAUUGCAAAGGCCUGUGGGUGUCCACUGUACUGGAAGGCCCCCAUGUUUAACUGUGCAGGAGGAGAGAGGACAGGUUUUGUCUCAGUCCACUCCUUUAUUGCCAACUGGAGGAAGUUGUUACACAGCUGCUAUGAUGAUGCAUCCAAAUUUGUUUACUUGCUGGCCAAGCCAGGCUGUAAUUAUCUGGAACAAGAAGAUUUCAUCCCUCUGUUACAGGACAUCGUGGACACUCACCCAGGGCUGACGUUUUUAAAGGACGCCCCUGAAUUCCAUUCCCGCUAUAUCACAACCGUGAUUCAGCGCAUAUUUUACACAGUCAAUCGGUCCUGGACAGGCAGGAUCACCAUGACUGAGCUCAGGAGAAGCAACUUCCUACAGACUCUUGCCCUGCUGGAAGAGGAGGAUGAUAUCAAUCAGAUCACAGACUACUUUUCUUAUGAACACUUUUACGUUAUCUACUGUAAGUUCUGGGAGCUGGACACUGACCAUGACCUCUUCAUUGACCCCAAGGAUCUGGCUAGGUACAACGACCAUGCAUCAUCUAGCAGGAUCAUUGAGCGGCUGUUCUCAGGGGCUGUGACCCGGGGAAACUCUGUGCAAAGAGAAGGCAGAAUGAGCUAUGCUGAGUUUGUGUGGUUCCUCAUCUCAGAAGAAGACAAGAAGAAUCCUACCAGUGUGGAGUACUGGUUUCGCUGUAUGGAUCUGGAUGGGGAUGGCGUACUCUCCAUGUAUGAGCUUGAGUACUUCUAUGAGGAGCAGUGUGAGCGAAUGGAGGGCAUGGGAAUUGAACCACUGCCCUUUCAAGAUCUACUUUGCCAGAUGCUGGACCUCGUCAAACCAGAGUACCAAGGGAAGAUCACGCUUCGUGAUCUGAAGCGGUGCAGGAUGACACACAUAUUUUUUGACACUUUCUUCAACCUGGAGAAGUACCUGGACCAUGAGCAGAGAGAUCCAUUUGCAGUGCAAAAGGAUUUGGAUGGAGAUGGUCCUGAACCCUCAGACUGGGAUAAGUUUGCAGCAGAGGAGUAUGAGAUCUUGGUUGCUGAGGAAACAGCCAGUGAGCAGCUACACGAGGGGUCUUUUGAGGAUGAUUAUGAGACUGAUGAGAUUUCAGUCCCCUCUGAGAUUGGAAAUAAAAUGGACAAAUUGGUUAUUUCUGACCUGUCUGUGUGACCGUCCUCUGCUCUCCCAACUAGAGUGCAAAACACUCCCCUCCUAAACAGUUUUCUCUCUCUCCUCCCAAAAAAAUGGAACUACAUUUUUUUACCGUUCAGAAUGGACAUUUUCUGCCUGUGCGUAAUUGUAAAAUGUAAAGGUUUUUUUGGGCUCCCAAUAAGGCUUCAUGUGCAAUAUGUCUUAAGUGUAGUCACAAACUCAUUAUCCUCCCUGGCUGUCAGUAUUUUGAGUCUUCCUGGCCCCAUUGUAAAUUGCCAGCUGGUUCCUUCUACAAUUUUAAAAAGACUGACAUGAAAUCUAGGUGAACCCUUAGGACACAGUAGAAAGUGUUUUAGUGUGAGUGAAAUGAUGUUCCUGCAGCAUUUCAAAUGUGUUUUCAUAUUGCUUUUGUGUGACAAGUGUCCCAUACAGAACACAAAUACAGCAGUGUAGGACACUACAAGCUUUGUGGAAAUCAAAUAACAUCACAUAACACAGUGAAUGUUUUUUAUUUAAAUAUUGCACAUUUGCACUGAAGAGAACUAUUUGGAGAUACACACAGCAAAGCUCUUCAGUGCUGAAAUAUUAUUGGUGAUGUACUACAUCUCCUAGUGGUUACUAGAGGUGUUGCAUGGAAAAACUUGAGUUGAUUUUCCCCAAGGUACUCCGUAGUGAGAAACAUGGUGAUGUUUUUUUUUUGUUGUUGUUGUUGUUUGUUUGUUUUUCCUACAAACAUCAAACUAAACUUCACGUCACUAAACAUUUCCAUAUUCAAAUUGUGAUAUAUUUUGGAUACAGGACAAUCUUUACUGUUUAAUAGAGACUGGUUGAAUUACUGUGCUUGCCUCUCUCAGCCAUAUUUUUCUGAUUAGGCAUAAGAACUAUAAGAGGUGUAUGGGCACUAUAGAGAGGCCUUUGUGAAAUAUUAAUAUAGCAUGUUGAGAAUGUUUUGAAAGACUGUUGUUCACUUAUAAUCCUGUAUAAAGGUAUGCAGAUAGUGGUGAAAGUGUUAUUUAUUUGCUAUUGUCUGCUGCAUAGGAAAGGCUUAUGUCCAGAGCUGGGUAUUACCAUCUGUGCCAAAGGUCACAUCACAUCCCCACACUAGCUGACAGGCUGUGCUUCUUAUCCUUAGUGGCAGGGUACAGGACCUUUAUGGUCUUAAAACAUGCAACAAACCAUCUGGUUCAUCACUGUAAACACUCUGGCUGAUGUUUCACACCAGAACUAUUGUGGUUUCUAAAGCAGCUCAAUAAAAGCUCUAUGCAGCAGAUGAGGGAGCUUGUUUACACUCUGCACCUCCAAGCCCAGGGCCCUCUCAGGCUUACUCAAACCAGUGAAAACGCUUUGUCACACCCACAUGUUCACGACCAUUGUCAGCCAUUCUUUGGUCAUUAUCUUCUUUUCCCACUCCUUUUCUGACCAGUCUGAAUUGCUAUCAUUAAAGUGCUUGGUGUCACUGGCAUGCACAGAGAGACUGCCCCUACUAUUUUUUGUUAAAAGCAAGUGCCCUUUCAUACAGUAGUUUCCCUUCAUAUACUUGAUUUGUGUUUUUCUACGCCCAGUGAGAUGCUAUGCUCUGAUUGCCCCAAACACCAUUGGCCUUUAAACUUUUAAAAGCCACUAAAUGAGUAGGCUAACUGCUUGCAUCUGAUUUUGAUGAUGAUGAUGAUGAUGAUCAUUAUUAUUAUUAUUAUUAUUAUUAUUAUUACUGCAUCCACUUAUAACAUUCAGAGAAAUAAUCUCACCAAAGGCCUUGGUUUUUGAUUUUCAAUAAGGAGCCCUUUUGCCCAUGCAAAUCACUGCCUGACAGCCUCAGGCUGAGAGCUGUGGCCCUGCCGAGUGGCAGAGCAUUGCCUCCCCCAGCUUCACCCAAAUCCUUUGAUCAAAUCCUGGGCCCAAGCUCUGGGUCCUUGCUUAUGGUGCAGUGACUGUGAAUCAACUCUCCACUCUGGUGUCUUAUGCUCACGCAACCCAGGGAGGAAGUCUACACGCGUCUGCUAGUGUCAAUGUUCUUUUUCACAGGCAAGCCUCUCCCCCCACUCUCCCACUGUGUAUACCGUUCCCAUCGUUAAUGUAAUUAGUGUAAUAUAUUUAUAUAUGUGAAGUGUUUUUCUUUUUGUGUUUCCUGAGUGACACACAGUAGCGCUGUAUACUGUAGCUGAGCUGGUGUGACCUUGCCAUAGCAUGUUGAUUUUCUAUAGCCACUGUAAAUUACUUUGAUUUUGUUUAGACUUUUAUUUUAUUGUUUAGCCCUGCCACUGAGUGGCAGGGCUGUUUUAAAUUAUGAUAUACAAAUAUAACUACAACUGCCAGUGUUAGAAUGAUGUGUAUUAAGCUGAGAGGGAAUGAUUUUAUGAAGGAGUUCUCUAUGAAUUCUCUAUAAAUUCUGUAUGAAUUCACUGUAAGAUGACAAUCAACUGGAUCAGUUUUAUGGGACAGCAAUGUAUCAGUAGCACUUCUUGGACACCAGAGCAAUAAACCUGCUGUAGUGUUAUACUUUUAUCCGAAUUAUUUGAUAUUAAGAUAAACCCACAUACUUAAAUAUAAACUUGAGAUUAAAAGUGUCUAACUUGGUCACUGCUGUCAUUAACACAUUAAAGUCUAUGCAAAUCCAAUCCUCUGCACAUAGAUGGCAGCUACAGGAGCUGUUAGACAUGUUAGUGUGCAAGUUUUUUUCUUUUUGUUUUUUUGAGUUUAUAUAUAUAAAUUUCCCAUGUGUAUUUCUUUGGAUCUAAGGUAUGUCUUGCUUGUAGAAGAAGAAAGGAUUAGCGGAGAUUCUGGGAUCUCCCUGCUCUGAUCAAAUCUGAUCAAACUGUUUCGCAUGAGUUUUUUUUUUUUUUUCCUUUUGAAAAACUCUUAAAAUAAAUAAAAAUGUAAAAAUCUGUUUAUUUACACCUAA